Nematostella vectensis (starlet sea anemone) is the source of this 1934-nucleotide messenger RNA. Its product is annotated as neuronal acetylcholine receptor subunit alpha-10. The coding region runs from base 219 to 1451 and encodes 410 amino acids. Gene Ontology annotation, molecular function: transmembrane signaling receptor activity; extracellular ligand-gated monoatomic ion channel activity; neurotransmitter receptor activity. The record is from RefSeq and is a predicted model, not a curated record. The transcript is spliced from 9 exons. Lineage: Eukaryota; Metazoa; Cnidaria; Anthozoa; Actiniaria; Edwardsiidae. Gene Ontology annotation, cellular component: membrane; synapse; neuron projection. Gene Ontology annotation, biological process: nervous system process; regulation of membrane potential; chemical synaptic transmission.
AAUUUGGGGACCAUAAGGGUAAGAGGAGAGUUUCAACAAUAUGAGGAGGGUAUUUUUACAAAUUCUGGUACUCCUGACUACAAGAACAACAGAUUAACCAAUGUGUCUCUUCACUGCCUUCACUCUUGACAGUUGUCAUAGCAGCACGAGGACUCAAGGAAUAUCUUCUAGACCCUGAGCGCUAUGACCCACAAGUUAGACCCUCCGAUCGAGCAGACAUGCCUAUCAACAUCACUUUCGGAAUCUCUCUGAACGAGAUUUACGAGCUGACCGACAGGACGCAGCUGCUCAUAACUAAAGUGGAGAUUCGAGAGUCGUGGGUCGACACAAGCCUGGCGUGGAAUAAAAGUGACUUCGAAGGUCUAGCAAAGAUCGUGCUCCGACCUGAAUCCAUCUGGAGACCGGACAUUGUCCUCUACAACAAUGCUGGCGAGGAUUUCGGAGACGGUCAAACACGGACUAAUGCUGUUGUUACGUCUGAUGGCCUCGUGUCCAUGACCAUACCAUCUAUACUAAAGACCAGCUGUAAGAUAGACGCCACGAGGUACCCUUUCGACAAGCAGAGCUGCCCCAUGAUCUUCGGCUCCUGGACCUACGACGGCAACCUACUUUCAAUUAAAAUGGAGUCGCAUUCAGCAGACCUGAGCGAGUAUUCUGAAAACGUUGAGUGGGAGCUGGUUAGCGCAGAGGCGAAAUUCCACUCCAAGUUGUUCGUAUGUUGCCCAGACACCCCAUUCGAGGAAGUCACAUACACCAUCGUGGUCAAGCGGCGAUCGCUAUACUACAUCAUGUACCUCAUUAUCCCAGCCGUCGCCAUCGCCUUGCUCACCUUGCUUGUGUUCCUACUGCCUCCGGAAUGUAGCGAAAGGAUGACAGUUGGUAUGGCUAUACUGGUGGGCCUGAGCUUCUUCUUCCUUCUCGUGGCGGAGAGUAUGCCGGUCACAACGGAAGCAGUGCCCGUCAUCGGCAGAUACUACACGAUCACCAUGAUUCAAGUGUCAUGCGCCUUCUUCAUGUCAUGCUGGGUCCUCAGAUUCCACUACAGUAAGGAGGACGUGCCCCCUUGGGUCAAGGUUUAUCUGCUUGGUUACGCUGCUCGAAUUUUACGGUUUAAAUUCGCCGAGUCAAAUAUCGUGAAAGACGCAAAAGAGCUAAAACAGGACGAAGUGACCAGGUCAGCCAAGGGCCAUAUCCUCUGUUCUGAGCAAGGAAAUAACCUCCAAAAACCCAACCACUCUGACCCAUGCCAAACACAGACAAAAAAGGCACAGGAAGACCCCAACAGAUUACUGUGGAGAAACAUAAGACAGCAGGAGGUCGUGGAAGCGAGGCAGGAUGAGUGGCGCCGCGCCGCCCUGGUACUGAAUUCUAUCUUCAUGUACUUGUACUUCAUUGGUACGGUGCUGUCUGUAAUCUGCAUUCUGCUCAUACCAGCGGUAGGACAGGACUAGCAGAAAGGAAUGACUAAUAAGGUCAACCGUGCCGACAUUGUAUGCUGCUGCACAUUAUCGAGUCACACAAUGCAUUUUUAUUGGCCAAUUCAAGCAAGUAAAUGCAAGCAAUGUAAACAAUAAAAAAGAAAUAGUAAAGGUAGAAUCCAUAGAGUAGAAGUACCUAUAAAUUAGCUGUUUCAAUGCAUCAGAUGUACCAUUUGCUUGUACUGUAACGGACAGACCUGUAUACCAUGGUGAUUUAGGCAUUUUGUCAGUACAUAGUUAUUAUAGACCGAAAGCACGGGCUGUACGGUAACUUACGGACCCGAUCAUUUUUCCGUCUAAUUUCCUCGAAAUCAAUCUCGAUUAAAAUCAACGCUAACAGUUUUGAAUUUCCCCUAAAACCCAAAUGCCCAUGGUAAUUUUAUCCACAACUAAAGCUAUGUAUUAUUCAACAUCAUUGAAUUUGUGUGUAUUGUAGCAAAUACAAUCAGACAAAGG